Molecule: messenger RNA, 2376 nt
Organism: Bathycoccus prasinos
Lineage: Eukaryota; Viridiplantae; Chlorophyta; Mamiellophyceae; Mamiellales; Bathycoccaceae
Exons: 1
Coding region: 1-2376 (791 amino acids)
Source: RefSeq, a predicted model, not a curated record
AUGCCACCAACAACCCUCUCAAUCGUGAAAUCUCUCGUCAAACCAAUCGCUUCAGACGACGAGACCGUGAAUACUCGCGCGAAUCGGUACCCGAUCUCCACUUUAAUCGUUUUCAUCCAUCACAUCUCCGCGUUGGAAUCCGUCUACUCCAAAAAAAGCAACCGAGAAAUCCCGCUUCGUAAACUCAAAGUCAGCGAUCACACGUUCGACGACGGGAACGUAAACAUGAUUUUAUGGCGAGAACGAGCGGGAAACAUCGAAACGUUUCACGUCGGGGACGUGGUUUUAGUGCAAAACGCCCACGCGAGGUUCAAUCCGUUCAAGAACGAGAUGGAAAUUAGUGUCAGUGGUGAGAACGCGUCUGGCGUGUUUCGAACGAUCGUGAGGCGCGAAGCGUUUUACGGGAACAAAACGAUCGAGGAGAUGCGCGAGAGAGUGGUUCCUGUACAUCGAAAGUUCGGCACGACGGACGAUAACGCGACCAGGGAUGCGGUUUUGACCGUGUGCGCGUGGGUGUACGGGGAGAAGAUAUCUUUUUUGUACCAUUUGAAAGAGAGGAUGGAUUUCUUGGGUGCCAGCUUUCGUCCUCCGCCUCCUCGCGCGUCGUCGAAGAGGAGAGCGGGGGAGGAGGAGGAGGAGGAGGAGGAGGAAGAAAAGGAGGAGUUUGAGAUGCACCAUCAACAACAACGAACGAGCUUUGUAAAAAGAUUCAAGAGAACUUUAUUGGAAGAGUACGUUGGAGUUAUUUUGGACGUUUCCUUCGUCAAGUCCUCGUUCGGUGACGCGUUCAACGGGAAGUACGUCAGGCCGGUCUUGACGCUUUCGAGACGACCGGUGGAUCGACAAAGGAACGAGCAGUUGUUGCAACGACGACUGACUUUAUCGAAACCGACAGAGUCGCCGCAGGUGCUAAAUAGAUUGGCAUGUUUUGAUAACAUGCUCAUUGGAGAUCAAUCGCCAACACUUGGUAAGCGACCGGGUGAUGAUUUUACGAACUUUAUCGAGGCGACGUUAUCGGCGGCGCCGAAACGCGAGGCGAAGGAUUUGGCCGAAAGCGUGUAUAAAAUCGGGAGGUGCGUAGAGCUGAGAGACUUUGCAAUCGCGGAAGUUUUGAACGGGAACGAACGAAAAACGAGCCGCAGUUGUGUGCAAAACAAUAAAGAAGACGAAGUUGACAACUUCGGUUCCUCGGAAGAAAUCGUGAAAAAGCUCGUUUUCGUGGACACGAUUUCCACCGUUCGAGUGUUGGAUCCGAACAAAGAUCCGCGCGCGAGGAAAGUCAUGACGGUGGUUGGCGAAACACACAGAAGGUUGAGCUUUGAAGUUGAGAACGUCUCCGAAAUAUUCCAAGACAUCAACGAGAGAACUUUUCAAGAGUUUACGGAUAAUUACGACGAAGAAGACGAACGCGUGUACGGACGAGAGGUCGUCGAAGAGAAACGCAGAGAAUGUGUGAAAGCGGCGAUGGAAAAGAAACAUAAAGAGAUGUUGUUGUCGAAAACGAGGAAGAGAGUCGCCGCGAUGAUGAUGACUGAGACGCAAAACACGACGCACUCCAUCGCGGAGAUGUUUGAAAGCGUGAAUAAUAAUAACGCGAACGUCAUCAAUCGUCCCGUCUUGUACGAAGAUGGUACGACAAACAGGCGUCGACUGUUACCGCCGUUCGUCGAGUUCAAAGCAGUCGUAAAAUACGUGGAAUUUGAACGCGACGUUACGAAUUCGCGGUCAUCUCCAUCGUCGUCUUCAGCUGAGUGCCAAAGAAAGCAGCGUAAGAAAUCCAUAACGAAUAGCGCGAAGAAAUCCAUCUUAUCCGCAGAUGGCGUCAUGCGCGUGCCUGGAUUGAAAAACGGCACGAAGAGCGUUUCGGAAAUCGCGAGUGAACUCGUCCAAGUGGCAUGCGCCACUUGCGAGAACAAACUCCACAAAGACAAAGAGGACGUGUACGAGUAUUGCAAACACUGUCCAGCGGGUAAACUUUCGAGUGCCAACGUCAACAAGUCGAGAACGAAGUGCGUGUUCAAACCGCUCGUUUUGGGUCUCGAAGACGCUAAAGGCGAUUGCAUUCGAGGUAAAAUCCCACCUUCGCUCGUUUCCGAUUUGGUAUUUUUUCAAAAACCGGAAGAUAUUUCGGACGGAAACACGGACGUAAUGCUGAGAAGCCGCUCGGAAACCAUUGCGAUUGGUGCGUUGCGGGCGUUGAUGGCGGGUAAACGAAACUCACCGUUUACUUUUACCGCGAAAAUGCCAAAAUCCGACGAGAACGGUUGGGUCGUUCGAGGAGAUGAAAUUGAAAUUGUGCGUUUCGAUAGCUGCUUGACGCCGUCGAACUCUUUAGAAGAAGAAGAAACAGAAGAAGAAGAAGAAGAAACAGAAUAG